Messenger RNA from Rodentolepis nana, 564 nucleotides. The record is from the annotation of a GenBank genome assembly. Lineage: Eukaryota; Metazoa; Platyhelminthes; Cestoda; Cyclophyllidea; Hymenolepididae.
AUGACUGCAAUUGUUAGCAAUUCUUCAGUAGUGCCACCUUCUCGUUUCAAGGAGGCUUCAACUCUUCACUCUUCAACUUGUUCACGAAUUGUGACAACACCGCAUGGAAAUAUAGAACCUCCAGCAGUUGUUGCAGAUAUCAAAGGCACUACAAUGGAACCAGAUCAACUCAUGGCUUGCUCUUGGCUUCAAGCAACAUCAGCGAGCAAAAUAAUUGACCAUUCUGGCUCUGGUCACAAACCAGUCAUCCCUAAGAAUGAACUUCACAGAUGUUCUCUCAACUUCAACCAACAUCCUGACAAACUUUGCACUGAUAUCACGAAUAUUAUGAUCAGAUGUGCAAAGAAAACUAUUCCCCGAGGCAAGACUAAACACAUCAGAGUGUUUUGGUCUAAACACCUUGAAGAACUGAAAAGAAAGCGGGACGCCCUUCGCAACACCUCUAAUCAGCCGGGAAGAACGGAAGACGUAAAAGCCUGGAGACGACAAUCAGCUUCUGUUCUAAGACAAGCCAUCUUACAAGCUAAACGGACUUCCACUAUGGCAAGCCAUCUUGCAAGCUAA